AGAGUGUGGCUAUGAAAUGCUAUAUACUUUAAUCCCUAAGUACAAUACUAUAAAUCAUGGCCCCCAUCGACUAGGAACUACAUAGAUGAACCCUGGAUAUAGUCAAAUGGAGUAAUAAGAUCCCUGCAGCCUGUAUUCCGAAGCCGUAGGCUCGGUGCGGAGCCGAGUAGGGGAUCCCAGUCGCCACGCGGUGCUAGUCGCUAAGGCCGGGACCGCCUCCGUGGUACAGACAGGCAUAUUGUACAUGAAUAAACACGUGUUACGGUACAUGCAUGGCUUAGGCGCAGUCCCGCGCCCUUCAGCCUUUCAGCUGUGGCUAUUAUUGGGAGUGUGGUAUUGCUCGACUUAUAGUAUAAACCGGGAAAUGGGUGUAUAUUCUAAGAUGCAAGUACGACAUCAGGCUUAUGCCAAGGAGAUGGGGUCAGAAGAGAAAGAGAUAGGAUGGGGAAAAAGGACCCUCCUCUUGGUAAAUCCCACGACCAUUCGCCGUAACCUCCCGAUGCGACAGGUUCGCCGUGGGUAUCCGUCACGUCAUAGAAUAGAUGAACUAAUAGAUAGCUCCGUUCUGUUAUUUGCGGUGGUGAGAGUGCAGCCAACUGAGUCACGCUCCCGGGGGCGUGCUACGUAAAGGCUGCGAGUAUCCGAUAUCAGCUAGCCCGUGGCAAUAUCUCAAUAUACCCACGGCCUAUCGAACAGGUUCGAAGAGAGAGACAUCAAGUUUACUAGUAAUUAGGCAGCGCCGCUAAGUAAUAGCCUCGUUCUGCCUAGGUCAGGUGAGGCAGAAGCAAUAUGUAUGCUUUUCUAAACUUGUCCCGUGGAAUGAGGGCUGGAAGAGGGGUUGGUAGUAUCGCGAUAGCAAGUAAGGCUAUGACGAAGUUAGGUGAGAUUACACUGCAUGCAACAUAGGUAGGUAACCUGGCUGUAUUGCUUAGGGGCGUACAAGGGAACUAGGAUUCUAAGGCAGCCUGGAUAUCUAUAGCAUCUUACAGAUAGUCUCAGGGAAUAGGGGGGGACACCCGUUCGUGAUACCUCCACCUCGGGCCGAUACGUAUAGCAUUGCUCCCUAAUGUGCCUUAAGGACUUUGCGAUAUGUAUGAGGUUCUAAAAAUGAAUGGGAUUUACACAUCUAGACUCGUCUUUGGAGGGGAGAAGAGGGGUUGGGUUAGGUUGGGUUGGCAAGUCCUUAACUCCCUACCCUAUCGAUAAAGGAACAAAGGUGAAAGGGGGGGAAGCAAGUGACUGGUACGAUACGCGAGUAUGAUGAG
Daldinia decipiens is the source of this 1265-nucleotide messenger RNA. RefSeq lists its product as uncharacterized. The transcript has a single exon. Lineage: Eukaryota; Fungi; Ascomycota; Sordariomycetes; Xylariales; Hypoxylaceae. Bases 245 to 628 code for a protein of 127 amino acids. The record is from RefSeq and is a predicted model, not a curated record.